This is a messenger RNA of Dromiciops gliroides (monito del monte), 2577 nucleotides long. RefSeq names its product rhotekin (gene RTKN). NCBI's taxonomy places the organism in Eukaryota, Metazoa, Chordata, Mammalia, Microbiotheria, Microbiotheriidae. The record is from RefSeq and is a predicted model, not a curated record. Gene Ontology annotation, cellular component: actomyosin contractile ring. Gene Ontology annotation, biological process: actomyosin contractile ring assembly; mitotic cytokinesis; signal transduction. The transcript has 12 exons. Bases 456 to 2174 code for a protein of 572 amino acids.
UAACUCGGAGUUGGCUCAGGUGUCCACUUUGGGGCGGGGCUCUCCUCGAGGUAACUCUGGACUGUGCGUUCCUCUUCAUUUCUGACCUAGGUGUCCCCUCCCAAGGCCAGGGGCGGGCGAAGUUUGGGAGUAGAGUAACUGGGAGAUUCCCGGGCUUUGAGAGUGGGUGAGGGGGCCGGGCCAGGCGUGGCUGGGCGUGAAGGGACGGGACAAAGCCAGGCAGGACAGGACAGGAGCCCAGAGGAGAUGAGAGGAAGCCCGGAACUUAGAUUAGGGAAACCCGAGGCUUGGUGGUAACAGAAAACAAAACAAAAAGAAAAAGAAAAGAAAAAGAAAAUAACGACUCAACCAGACCCCUCCCCCCCCCAAAAAAACCCUAACGAUAGAGUGGCUAAGGGAAGAAAGAACUAGGGAAGGGGUCUGGUCCAGUGUUCCAGUGUUAGACAGACUGAAGAAUGUUUUCCCGGAAUCACCGGAGUCGGGUCACUGUAGCCCGGGGUUCUGCCCUGGAGAUGGAGUUCAAACGCGGCCGCUUUCGUCUCAGCCUAUUCUGCGACACCCCAGAGGAUACAGAGCUGCAGCGAAAGCUGGACCAUGAAAUCCGGAUGAGGGAGGGAGCCUGCAAGCUGUUGGCUGCUUGCUCCCAACGGGAACAAGCCCUAGAGGCCACCAAGAGCUUGCUGGUCUGCAGCAGCCGCAUCCUCAGCUACAUGGGGGAACUGCAGCGUCGUAAGGAAGCACAAGUGCUAGAGAGGACAGCAAGGCGGCCUUCAGAUACUGGGGCCCCUGGUGAACGUUCCCCAUGUCGUGGCACAAUUUGCAUUUCUGAUAUCCGAAUCCCCCUCAUGUGGAAGGACACAGAAUAUUUCAAGAACAAGGGAGACCUACACCGAUGGGCUGUAUUCCUGUUGCUGCAGCUGGGGGGGAACAUCCAGGAUACAGAGAUGGUCCUGGUAGACAGGACACUAACAGACAUCUCCUUUCAGAGCAGUGUUCUUUUCACGGAGGCAGGACCAGACUUUGAGCUACGGUUAGAGCUGUAUGGGGCCUGUGUAGAAGAGGAGGGAGCCCUGGCUGGGGCCCCCCGGAGACUGGCUAGCAAGCUCAGUAACUCUCUGGGCCGAUCCUCAGGAAGGCGGGUCCGGGCUUCACUGGAGAGUGCUGGGGGCUCUGGGAAUAGCGGUGCAGCCAGUCCCAUCCUGCUCCCUACCCCAGCUGUGGGGGGUCCCCGAUACCACCUGCUGGCCCAGACCACCCUGACUCUUGCAGAGGUACAGGACGGCUUCCGUACCCAUGACCUCACCCUCACUAGUAACGAGGAGAGCCCAGCGUGGCUGCCCCUAUACGGCAGCGUGUGUUGUCGCCUGGCGGCCCAGCCCCUCUGCAUGACUCAGCCCGUCAUGAGUGGUACCCUCAGGGUGCAGAGCUGGGGCCAGGUACACGGCAUCCUGAAAGGAACAAACCUUUUCUGUUAUCGACAUCCUGGGGAAGCCAGCAUUCAGAAAGAUCCAUUGUUCACCAUUGCAAUCAACAAGGAGACUCGGGUCCGGGCUGGGGAGCGGGACCAGAGCCUGGGGGGACCCCUCACCCUCAGCAUCAGUAACCGGUAUGGGGGAGAUGAAGUGACCCACACACUGCAGAUGGAAAGCCGGGGGGCCCUUCAGCGCUGGAUGGAGGCUUUGUGGCAGCUCUUCUUUGACAUGAGCCAAUGGAAGCAAUGCUGCGAUGAGCUCAUGAAGAUAGAAGUACCUCCUCCACGCAAGGCACCCCCUGCACUGGCCAAGCAAGGCUCGCUCUACCACGAGAUGGCUAUUGAACCUCUGGAUGACAUCGCAGCAGUGACAGACAUCCUGGCGAAGCGGGAGGGGCCCCCCCUGGACGUUCCCCCACCCUGGCUGGCAUUAUUUACAGAGAAGCUACCCUCCUCAAAGCUCCCCAUCCAUGUACCCCGAAGCCCCUCUCCAGCCCGUGCCUGCCCAGGCCCCCGAGCCACUCCCUGGGGCCGACCCCGUACCCUCUCCCUGGACGCUGCUCCCCGAGGUCGCCCCCCGCUUCCUCCCCGUUCCAGCUCUAGUUCCAGCUCAGGCUCUGGAAGCCCUGCACCCCGUCAACGGUCUCCUCCAGCCCGGGGUUUCCGGGCAAAAGCCCGGCCCUGGCUCCAGUCACCUGUGUGAAGGGUUGUGGAAGGGGGUGCUACUGGAAACAGGGUAAUGCUGGAAGAGGAAAUGCCUUCUGAUGUCACUCAAAGGAGUGAGUGACAUCAGGGGAGGGUCAGCAGUGCCACGAUGAGGGUCUUGGGACAGCCAACUUGAUGCCUGGUCUGCUGUGCUUUUGGCUCAAGGGCAGAUUCCUUCGUAACUGUGGGGCCACCACAAGGGGACCUCGUCCACAGCUGGCUGGUGGACCCCAGCCACUUCCUGAGAGAAAACUGGAACACCCCCAGCCCAACUGCACUACCCUGCCUUGGGCAAAAGUGAGGCGGGUUGCCUUGAGGCUCUGGAAGGAGGGAGCUAUAACCCCCCCAAAGGGAGCCUGCCCCCAUCACUCCCCCGUACUCAGUCAUUAAAGUCUAUUUAA